GAUAAAUGAACAUUCACAUUUCCUGCUAAACAGGACCUUCCUUCCUUCAAUGGCUGACAAAACCAUCGCCUUCCUCCCCCUGCUUUUCAUUUUUCUUCCCCAUUCAUGCUGCAGGGACUCGUCACCAAGGUGGAUUAGAGGAGGUUACUGGGAUUCUUACAGCGAGCUCCCCAUAUCUGAAAUAAAUUCUGCUCUUUCCACUCACCUUAUGUGCGGUUUUGCUCGUAUAAACUCCUCCACUUAUCGUAUGUUUUUUAACUCAACUUCUGAACAAUCCUUCUACAAUUUCGCCACCACUGUGAAACGCAAGAACCCAUCUGUUGUGCCACUUUUAUCAAUAUGGGGUGGGGGACAAGACUCUUCAUUCUUUUCUUCAAUGAUAAACGAAUCAUCUUCCAGAAAGACUUUUAUCAAAUUCUCCAUAGAAACAGCCAGGCUGUAUGGCUUCCAUGGCCUAGACCUUGCUGGUGUGAAGCCAAACAGAGCCAUCAACAUGACAAAUUUAGGAACCCUUUUUGAUGAAUGGCGUGAUGAGGUAAUUUUCGAGGCAAGAAACUCAGGUAAGUCGGAGCUUUUACUAGUAAUCACAAGCCAUCACUUGCCUUCUCAAGACUCGGUCAUUUACCCCAUAGAAUCAUUGAAAAAGAAUCUCAAUUGGAUACAUGUUUUAGCAUAUGACUAUUAUGUGCCUACAAGGGAUAAUUUUACAGGGUUUCAUGCUGCUUUAUAUAGUUCUUCAGGUUGGUUCAAUACCAAUAAUAGCAUAAAUGAAUGGCUGAGCAUUGGAAUUGAAGCUCAAAAACUUGUUCUGGGUUUGCCUUACCAUGGCUACGCCUGGACACUUACUAGUCCAACUGAAUGUUGUUGGUGCACCGGCUUCUGGUCCCCGUAUCACACUAGAUGGUUCUAUAGGUUACAAGUUUGUCAAAUCGUUCAUUCAAGAUUAUGGUUAUGGAGCUGCUGCAGUGUAUAAUCACACUUACGUCGUGAAUAUAUUCACUGUUGGAGCAAAUUGGAUUAAUUUUGAUGGUGUGGAGGCUAUAAGAGCUAAAGUUUCUUAUGCAAUGGAGAAAGAGCUGCUUGGUUACAAUGUGUUCCAGCUCUCUAAUGACGACAAAUGGGAGCUUUCUUCAGCUGCUCAACAGGAAAGCACUGAAGACCGGCAGGACAAGCCACGUUCACUGAUAAUAAUUCUUGUUACAAUAGCUGUACUUAUGCUGCUUCUUGCUACCAUAAUUUGCUGUUGGAAAAAAGCAGUACUCAAAUCAACAGGGAUUAUGAGUACUUUGAAGAGUUCAAUAUCAAAACUGAAAAUCAAAGUAACAGGUAUCGAAAAUCUCAACAAUGAUGCAAGGAAGCUGCAAGUAUUCAUUUUUACAACCAUUAAAGCAGCUACAAAUAACUUUUCGAAUGAUAAUAAGCUCGGCGAGGGUGGAUAUGGACCUGUGUACAAGGGGAGGCUACUGAAGGGACAAGAAAUAGCAGUGAAGAGGCUUUCAGAAACUUCUCAUCAAGGACUUGAAGAGUUCAAGAAUGAAGUUGAGCUUACUGCAAGGCUUCAGCAUGUAAAUCUUGUACCAGUCUUGGGAAUUUGCACACAGAAGGAAGAAAAGAUGCUGAUUUAUGAAUACAUGCCGAACAAAAGUUUAGAUUUCUACAUCUUUGAUUCUGAUAGAUGGUAUAUUUUAGACUGGCAAAAACGUGUUCGAAUCAUUGAAGGUAUUACCCAAAGGCUUUUAUAUCUACAAGAAUACUCAAAUUUUACAAUAGUUCAUAGAGACCUAAAGGCCAGCAAUAUUUUGUUGGAUAGUGAAAUGAAUCCCAAAAUAUCAGAUUUUGGCAUGGCUCGAACUUUCAAAAAAGAUGAAUGCGAAGCUAACACAUACCACAUAGUUGGAAUAUAUGGCUACGUUCCGCCGGAAUAUGUAAGAAAAGGUAUAUACUCCACAAAGUACGAUGUUUAUAGCUAUGAAGUUCUUCUUCUACAGAUCAUAAGUGGCAAGAAGACAGCAUGCUAUUAUGGCACCAGUGAAAAUCUAAACCUUCUGGAAUAUGGGUAUGGAUUGUGGAGAGAAGGUGAAAGCAUGAAGUUUUUUGAUUCAUCACUGGAUGAUUCUUCUUCUCCAUAGAAACUAGAGAGAUGCAUGCAUGUAGCUUUACUGUGUGUUCAGGAAAUCCCUACAGAUAGACCAACCAUGCUCAGAGUUUAUAGCAUGCUCAAAGGUGAAAGUGCAGACAUCCCUUCUCCGAAGAAGCCUGCUUUUUCAGUUAAAAGAGAUGAAUAUGAGAAUAGUAAUUGCAUCUUCAAGGAGAAAAUAUUUUCAUUCAGUGAUACAACAAUAACUCAACCAGAACCACGAUGAGUCGAGGACUAAUCUUGAAAGAUAUUCAAGUAAUUGUAGAUUCCUUAUUGGGUAUGGCACUCCAACCUGUAAACCUAAUGCCAAAACUUUAGUUUAGUUUUGGCAUUUCUUUCAACAAUAUCUAAUAUGCACACAAUUGUCCUGAAGUUUAGGAGGAUAUGUCACUCUACCUUCCUUAUAUGCUAAUUAUUUUGUAUGUUCUUAGGAUGGAUAUCUGAUUUAUGGAAUAUACAAUUGAUGCGAUUAUCAAACAA
Mangifera indica (mango) is the source of this 2617-nucleotide messenger RNA. RefSeq names its product receptor-like serine/threonine-protein kinase SD1-8. The transcript is spliced from 7 exons. Gene Ontology annotation, molecular function: protein kinase activity; ATP binding. The coding region runs from base 825 to 2129 and encodes 434 amino acids. The record is from RefSeq and is a predicted model, not a curated record. Lineage: Eukaryota; Viridiplantae; Streptophyta; Magnoliopsida; Sapindales; Anacardiaceae. Gene Ontology annotation, biological process: protein phosphorylation.